Molecule: messenger RNA, 5775 nt
Organism: Closterium sp. Naga37s-1
Lineage: Eukaryota; Viridiplantae; Streptophyta; Zygnematophyceae; Desmidiales; Closteriaceae
Source: the annotation of a GenBank genome assembly
AUGACGGCGGAAAGCGGUGCGGGUCCUCCUCCUCCGCCGCCGCCCGCGCGCCGUCGCCGCCAGCAGGGCGUUUUGGAGCUUCUCCAGUGCGCGCUAUUCGCGCCGAAAGGCCGUCCGCCGCCGCGCGGCGCGCCGAGCGGAUCAACGUCCGCUCCGCUAGUUUCCCGCGAGGCAGAGCUCGGCCCAGCCGGCGCCGGCGCGGAGCCGAUCUCCACGGCGGCGGGCGCAUCUUCAACCUCCCCCGACGCGGAAGCCGCCUCGACUGAUGGGAGCGGCGGAGAAGGCGGAAGCCGCCGCAGUGGCGACGUUGCGCCUGUGGCGGCGGAGGUCCUUCUCGCGGUGGGCGGAAUGGCUUGCGCCGCGUGCGCCGCUUCCAUCGAGAAGGCGCUUCUGCGCCUCGAAGGCGUGUCGAACGCGACGGUCUCCGUUAUUAGCGAGCGCGCUAAAGUCACCUUCGACAGCGCGUUGACGAAUGAGGACGACGUAGCGAGCGCCGUCGAGGACGCGGGAUUUGACGUCAGCAUCAUCUCCUGCACCAUGCUCGCCGUGUCCGGCGGCGGCGGCGGCGAAGGAGAUGCGGGAGACGCCAGCAACGCCACCGCGGGCGAUGCGCACGCGGCAGCGGCGGCGGCGGCGGGAGGGCUACCCAAGUCGAUGGGCGGAGCGCGCGCGAUUCGCUUCCGCGUGCCGGCGUCGUCCGCGGAUCCAGAAGAACGAGCAGCAGCAGCAGCAGUAGCAGCAACGGCGGGGAUCGCCGCCAUCAGCGGAGGAGAUUCGAUGGAGGAAACGCCGUUGGUGGUGGAUCAAGCGACGCUGCUGGAGCGAGCGCUACAAGCGACCCCUGGUGUUCUGGCCGCGUCAGUGACUUGGAGUCGCGUGCCCGGCGGCGGUGGCGGUGGCGGCGGCGGCGGUGGCGACGGUGACUUGGAAGCGCACGUUGUGUACUCCGUCUCCCCUUCCCCCGCGCCCGCUUCCCCCGCUUCCGCCGCCGCCACUUCCGCUCCCCCCGCGCCUCUCUCCCCAGCGGCGCUCCUCGCGGUUAUCCACAAGGCGGGCUUCCCUUCCGCGAACCUUCUCUUCGAUUCCCCCUCGAGUUCCGCCAAUUCCGCCGGUUCCGCGGGUUCGCAGCACCAGCAGGUGCGCUUCCAACUUAAGGGGCUCGCGUCGGCCAUAGCAGCCGGCACGUCCCAGUCCGGAACCGAAGCUACUAAACUCUCCGCGUCUGUCAAGGGCACUAGCAGCAGCGCUCCUUCCGCUUCUGUCAAAAGGACAGGCAGCUCUCUUUCCGCUUCUGGUAGGAGGAGAAAGGCUCCCUCCGCUCCGCCCUCCUCCCCCGCCGCCCUCUCCGCCUCCCCCUCCCCCUUCCUCUCCGCCGCCCCGUUCUCGCCCGCGCUCGCCGCCCUCCCGCUCCCCACCUUCAUCGAAGCUUCCCUCUGCCUCCUCCCGGGCGUUUCCGCGGCAGCAGUCAACACCCCCAGCCAGCACGUCACCGUCUCUUUCAACCCCGAUAUAAGCGGACCCAGGACUCUCCUAGAGGCUCUACAAUCGGGGCUGGUCGAAACGAGACGGCUGGAGCAGGUAGACUUGGCGGAUAGGGAAGGGGGAGGCGUGGGGGGGAGCGCGGGGUCGAGGCAGCGAAGGAAGGAGAUAAGGAAGCUUCGGCAGCAGUUUAUUUGGAGCUUGGUGUUUUCCGUGCCUGUGUUUCUGCUGGCCAUGGUGCUGGAUCGAAUCCCGCCCUUUGACGAGUGGCUCAUGUAUCGAAUCGUAAACUGCCUGACAGUGGGAGUGCUGGCCCGCUGCAUCCUCACCAUCCCAGUGCACUUGACAGUGGGAGUGCUGGCGCGCUGCAUCCUCACCAUCCCUGUCCAGUUCAUCAUCGGGUGGCGCUUCCACACGGGCGCCUUUCUCGCGCUCAAGCGCCUCCGCCCACUUUACUCCUUCCAACCCCUUCCAACUCCGUCCAAGCCAACUCCCUCUUUCCCCCCUCUUCCCCACCGCCAACCCCCCCUCUCGCAGCCUGACAGUGGGAGUGCUGGCGCGCUGCAUCCUCACCAUCCCCGUCCAGUUCAUCAUCGGCUGGCGCUUCCACACGGGCGCCUUCAAUUCCCCUUCCCUUUUCAACCCCUCUUUACGCCUUCCAACUCCUUUCAAAUCCCUCUCCUCCCCUCUCGCAGCCUGACAGUGGGAGUGCUGGCGCGCUGCAUCCUCACCAUCCCCGUCCAGUUCAUCAUCGGCUGGCGCUUCCACACGGGCGCCUUUCACGCACUCAAGCGCCGCUCUGCCAACAUGGACGUGCUUGUGUCCCUUGGCACCAACGCUGCCUUCUUCUACUCUUUCUUUAUUCUCAUCGCCUCGGCUGUCACCCCGCCUACGGAACUAGCUCCCCCCUCUGCUUCUCCUCCUGCUGCUCCUCCUGCUCUUCCUCCUCCAAAUUCUGCUGGUGCUCCCGGCACGGGAACCAACGCAUCGAGUCCUGCGAGUAAGAUUGAUUUGUCUGCUCUGGCUGGGUUUCAGGGCAUGCCUGGUGCUGCUGGUAAUGCUGGCGGCAGCAGCACAGCAUAUGGGACCAGAGCUGGCGGAGACUUUGCAGGGGAGGUGGGUACAUGGGAGUGGAUUGGGCGCAUCAACAGCAGGAGCCAGGGCCUCUCUGGUACCAGUUCUUCCAGUGCUGCUGCUGCGGAAGCGAGUUUUGAGACGUCUCAAAAGUGGAUCACGCAUGUGAGCAGCAGGAGCCGGGGCCUUCCUGAAAGCGUGGACGGCAGGAGCGAGGGCCUCUCUGUUACUGGUUCCUCCAGUGCUGCUUUUCCUGAGUCGUCAUCGACGAGUGCGCUGCUGAUCUCGUUCAUCAUGUUGGGAAAGUACCUGGAAGCUGUGGCGAGAGGCAAGACGAGCGAUGCCAUAGGGAAGCUGCUGAAGCUGGCUCCUGAUACUGCCACGCUGCUAGAGGUGGAGUAUGGGGGAGAGGAGGGGGGAGAGGAGGGAGAAGGAGGAGAAGAGGGAGGGACGGGAAUGGAGAUUGGGGUCGGCUUCAGCUUCAAGUCUGACGUGGCGUCUGUUGAUUCGUGCUUGGAGAAAGAGGUUAUGAUGACGUUGAUGGCAGGCGAUCGUGGGGGGGUGAGUGGGGAGGAGGAGGGGGGGAAAGAGACGGGAGAGGAGGCGAGGGGAUUGAUAGCUGGGGAGGAGAAGAGGGGGUAUGAGUUGGGUAAGCAGGACGGGAAUGCGGCAAAAGAGGAGAAAGAGGGAACGGAAGGGAAGGAGGGGAAGGAGGGGAAGGGCGGAGAGAUGAGGGUGGUGGGGGAGAGGGAGAUUGAGGCGGCGUUGAUUCAGCGGGGGGACAUCAUUCGAGUGGUGCCUGGAGCCAAGAUCCCCACGGACGGGGUUGUGGUGUGGGGGCACACCUACGUGAACGAGAGCAUGAUAACGGGAGAGUCCCGCCCCGUGCUGAAGCAACUCGCCUCCCCUGUGAUAGGCGGCGCGCUCAACCUCGCAGGGAGCAUCCACGUGCAGGCCACCAGGAGCAUGAUAACGGGAGAGUCCCGCCCCGUGCUGAAGCAACUCGACUCCCCUGUGAUAGGCGGCGCGCUCAACCUCGCAGGGAGCAUCCACGUGCAGGCCACCAGGGUGGGCGGGGACACGGCCCUAGCGCAGAUAGUGCAGCUGGUGGAGGCGGCUCAGAUGGCCAAGGCGCCCAUUCAACGCGUGGCUGAUCAGAUAUCAGCGAUAUUCGUGCCCAUGGUGAGUGACUGUGAGGGGGAAGGCUGGGAAAGCUGGGAAAGGCGCUGCCACAGGGAGGCAGAUCGUGCAGCUGGUGGAAGCGGCUCGGCUCAGAUGGCCAAGGCGCCCAUUCGGAGGGUCGCUGACAGCAUAUCGGCGAUAUUUUGUUCCCACGCCCCCCUUCUCACCCUCUCUCACCCCUUUCCUCUCCUCCCCCCCUUCCACCUCCCCACCCCCUCCCCCAACCAGGUGGUGAUAAUCGCACUAGUCACCUUCACCAUCUGGCUGAUUAUAGGGUACACCGGAGCGUUACCCUCGUCGUGGUUACCUCAGGGGAUGACCUAUUUCGAGCUGGCCCUCCAGUUCGGCAUAUCCGUACUCGUUAUAGCGUGCCCCUGUGCGCUGGGACUCGCUACACCCACUGCUGUGAUGGUGGCGACAGGAAUCGGCGCGCGGCAGGGCAUUCUCAUAAAAGGGGCUGAUGCUUUGGAGAGGGCACACGAGAUCGAGACAGUGGUGUUUGACAAGACAGGCACUCUCACUCAAGGCAGGCCCAGCGUCACUUCCUGCACUCUCUUCUCCUCCCGGGUCUCGCAGUCAGAGCUGCUCGCUAUCCUGGCUGCUGCUGAGGUUAGCAGCGAGCAUCCUUUAGCCAAGGCAAUAGUUAGCAGCGAGCAUCCUUUAGCCAAGGCAAUAGUGGACUAUUGCCUCUCCUCCCCGCACAUGCCCAGGACCUUCCCCAACCUCUCCCACAUUCCCUUCCCCUCCUCCUCCCCACCCUCUUCCUCGCCACCUUCCUCCUCUCCCGAAUCUCUUCGUGCUCUCCCCUUCUCCUUCCCCCUCCCCUCCUCCACCUCACCUCUCCCCCACUCCCCAGCUCUUCUCCCGUCUCCCUCACCCCUCCACCGCUACUCUCCCUCCCCAUUGUCCUCCCUCCAUCCUUCCCCCCAUCAUUCCACAUCCCCCCCAUCCUCUAACUCAUCUCUUCACUCCACGCCCAAUCACCCUACCACCGCCACCACCGGCGACAUUUCUUCCCAAGACACCUCUCCUUCCAAGAAGCUUCUGCACACUCUCCCUCCUGCCGAGAGCUUCGAGGCAAUAGCGGGGCACGGCGUGGUGUGCCGAAUCAACGGGCGCCACGUGGCAGUGGGGAAUCUGAAGCUCAUGCGGACCAGGACCAUUGUCAUGUGCAAUGCACCGGCGCCGAUCGCAGAAGGGGAGAACAGAUCACAGGAGGAGAUUACAGGCACUGUCACUGAUGCUGCUGAUGCCACCGCUACUGCCAACAGCAGCACCGUCAACAGCAGCAGCAGCAGCAGCAACGCCACCACAGACCCCUCCCUCCCUCCUCUCCCUCGCGGCGUCCUCGAAUGGCUGGCAGAAACCGAAGCAGGCGCCGAAACCGACGUGCUCAUAGCCCUCGACGGCCACGUGAUAGGCGGCGUGUCUGUCUCCGACCCAGUCAAGCCGGAAGCAGCAGCCGUGGUGGGGAUCCUUCAGUCCAUGGGCAUGCGCACGGUCAUGGUUACAGGAGACAACUGGGGAUCCGGCAGGGCUGUGGGGCGAGCGGUGGGGAUAGAGGGAGACGAUGUGGUUGCAGAGGCUUUACCCGCGGAUAAAGCCGCGUUUGUGAGGAAGGUGCAGGGGGAGGGGAAGCAGGUGGCAAUGGUGGGAGACGGGGUGAAUGAUUCGCCUGCGCUGGUAGCUGCUGAUGUCGGGAUUGCGAUUGGUGCGGGGACGGAUAUUGCUAUAGAGGCGGCGGAUAUUGUCCUCAUGCGCUCGUGUCUCGAAGACGUCGCGACAGCCAUUGAUCUCGCGCGGACCGCGCUUCGACGGAUCAGAUUGAACUACGUCUGGGCGUUCGGGUAUAACAUCACGGGUAUCCCCAUCGCGGCGGGGGUACUCUUCCCAACCGCCCUCCGGUUCCGCCUCCCCCCGUGGGUGGCUGGGGCUGCAAUGGCUCUAUCCUCAGUGAGUGUGGUGUGCUCGUCUCUGCUGCUACGACUCUACAGGAGGCCCAGGAAGCUGGACCUGAUCAAGCUGGAGGUGCAGCAGUAG